Molecule: messenger RNA, 2370 nt
Organism: Stegodyphus dumicola
Lineage: Eukaryota; Metazoa; Arthropoda; Arachnida; Araneae; Eresidae
Product: armadillo repeat-containing protein gudu-like
Molecular function (GO): protein binding
Source: RefSeq, a predicted model, not a curated record
UGCUUUCUGAUUGGCUGAAUUUCUUCAAUUCCUGGCGGGGUUUUCUCCGCUGAUGAGUAAUGAGUAUAACAUUAUAAACACUACCUAGAUAUCUUAGCAACGGGUUUGUUUUUUGUUUGAUUUGUGUUGGUCUUGGACCCUGAAAUGAAAGUAUGGUUCCUUGAGAUUUGAAAAUAUUAGAAAGUAUUGUCAGGAUAAUGAGAAAACAAAAUUCAACCGUCAGAUUCAAAACAAUCGUGCAAAUAUUAUCAUAUGUUGAGGCAGGAAAUGUAACUACUACUACCUUGGCUUUGAUUUGUCUCCAUGAAGUUCUGAUUUAUGAUACACCUUGUUCGCAAGCAUUGAUUGAUGGAAAAGCAGUAAAACUGUUACUUAAUGUGUUGGAGACUAAUUUGCUUUGUACAAGGAGAUCACAAUUUACAGCCUUGAGAUGCCUGAGAAGACUUUGUGAAUGCAGAGCUCUCCAGAAGGAACUAAUAAAUUCAAGGGGUAUUAAUCUGCUGUUUCAUUAUCUAAAUGAUAAAGAUUACGAGUUAAUGCUUGAAACUUUAUGCAUAAUAUCAGAUAUUUCUUCUGAUCUAACCUGUGCGGAGGCUGCUCGAAGUUGUGGAGGAAUUCACAGACUUGUAUGUCUCUUAAAUGCUUCUCAGUCAAAAUUUACUAUUGCAUUUCAAGGAAGAAAAAAUGAACUUGUUCAGUUAAAGCUUGAAAUUGCUCAGAAUGCUGCAAAAUCUCUAUCUGCUCUUUGUAAUAAUGAUGAUAAUAGAAAAAUUGCAUGUUCUUCAAAUAUUCUUGAAGCUUGCCAAUUUUGGAUUCGAAGCAAACAUCAAAGAGUAACAAUACCUAUUCUGGUUUUGCUUCAAACCCUCUCAGUCAUGGUAUCUUUCAGAAAACAGGUUAUUGGUUCCAACAUGCUGCAAGAUGUAUUACAUCAUUUGCAUUCAACUGAUAUGGAAAUGAAACAGGCUGCUUCUGAUCUUAUUUUCAUAUGUGCUGAAGAUCAAGAAGCAUUUAAGCCCUUUCACAAGCAAGAAUUUCUAGCAGAGUUUUUCCAGAUAUUAUCCAAUAAAAGCCAUCAUAAGAAUGAAGCUCUGAUGACAUUAAUAUCUGGAAUAAUAUGGAAGUGCUCCAAAACUCACAUCUACAUAAAGCAGCUUGAAACAUUAGGUGUAAUGCCUGUUUUUAUCCAGUUACUGGAAAAUCAACCUGUACAGAUUAAAACUUAUAUUGUUGGAACAAUUGGCAUGUGUUUUUCUAGCACUGCUUUGCGAGAUAUGAUAAAAAAGACAAAUGUAAUUGACAUUAUUGUGAACUUUCUUCAAACAACUUACGUACCUUUGAUAAUAAAUAUUAAUGAAACACUAGCCAAAGGCUCUGAAGACGAAGGAAUUUUAGUCCAAUAUAUCCAUUUAAAUGCUGUUCAGCUUGUAUGGUCUUGUUUGAAAAAUUCUGAUAUUCAUGUUCAGAGCAGUGCAGCCUCUUCUUUGUGCACAAUAUUAAAGAAUAUGAAGAAAGCAAACAUGCAGAUGGAAAAUUCACUUGAUGGAAUUGAAUGCAUAAUUGAUUUAUUAACAUCAAAUUGUAAAAAGCUGCUAAUUCCUGCAUGUACUUUGAUUCAUCAUUUAGCCCAGGACAAAGGUGCUUUGUCUGUACUUGUUGAAUUUGAUGUUGCUUCUCAUCUAAUGAAGCUUAUGAAAACUCAUGACAAGAAGCUUCUACAACAGUUAUGUUUAGCUGCUGCUUCCUGUUGCUCUCUCCGGAAAGGUUGUGAAAAAUUUGCUGAGUGUGGAAUCUCAUGCCCACUUUUAAAGUUUCUAAAUGCAAAAGACAAAAUGUUGAGGGCUUUGGCUGCAUCUGCAUUAUCAGAACUUGUUUCUUUACCUGGCUGGUGCCCUCCAAACCAACAAAAUAGAAUUGUACCGGAAGUUAAGGGGGAAGAAAUGGUUCUCCUCGCAAGAACUGGUUUCGCUUCCCAACAGAACCAUCGGAAGAAAGAUUUUAACCACGAACAGGUAAAGCAAAAUGAUCCCGUAACAGCAUCAGCUCUAGUAAGUCUUGAGAAUUCAGGUUCUAGACUUGCAAAUUCUAUUAUCAAGGCUCUCAGUUUGCCCGAUUUAAAAGUUACCUUCUGGUCUGAUUCAACCACUGCCCUUUGGUGGAUAACAGAGCAAGGAAAUUGGUCCGUUUUCGUCGAAAAUAGGGUUAAAGAGAUUCGAGAGUUGACGCGAGGUCAUUCAUGGAGACAUGUCCCAGGGAAACUAAAUAUUGCCGACUUGUUAUCACGUGGAUGUUUUGCGAAGCAGAUGCUUCGGUCUAGAUGGUGGGAAGGCCCCUUGUGGUUGCGAGAAGGCCCUGAAAACUGGCCCACUG